Aspergillus nidulans FGSC A4 is the source of this 1461-nucleotide messenger RNA. RefSeq names its product 14-3-3 family protein artA (gene artA). NCBI's taxonomy places the organism in Eukaryota, Fungi, Ascomycota, Eurotiomycetes, Eurotiales, Aspergillaceae. The coding region runs from base 168 to 953 and encodes 261 amino acids. The transcript has 6 exons. The record is from RefSeq and is a predicted model, not a curated record.
CCUCCUUUUGCGAUUUCGCUCCGUCACUAUUUCAUUUCCCCCUUCACUUUUCAACCUCCUACCACUUUUAACACUAAAUUCCCUCCCACUUCUUUCCUUCUUCCUAAUCACAAACUCUCUCAACAACUGAAUCCUCUUUUGUCGUUGCCAUCGCACAGAUUAUCAAAAUGGGUCACGAAGAUGCUGUUUACCUGGCCAAGCUCGCCGAGCAGGCUGAACGCUAUGAGGAAAUGGUUGAGAACAUGAAGGUUGUCGCCGCCUCUGACGUAGAGCUCACUGUGGAAGAGCGGAAUCUGCUUUCUGUUGCCUACAAGAACGUCAUCGGCGCCCGCCGUGCGUCCUGGAGAAUUGUUACCUCCAUCGAACAAAAAGAGGAGUCCAAGGGCAACGAGUCCCAAGUUGCUCUCAUUAAGGAGUACCGCCAGAAGAUUGAGGGCGAGCUCGCCAAAAUCUGCCAGGACAUCCUGGACGUUCUCGACCAGCACCUGAUCAAGUCCGCUCAGAGCGGCGAGUCCAAGGUCUUCUACCACAAGAUGAAGGGUGACUACCACCGUUACCUUGCCGAGUUCGCUGUUGGCGACAACCGCAAGGCUGCGGCCGACGCCUCCCUGGAGGCCUACAAGUCUGCCACCGAAGUCGCUCAGACCGACCUUGCCCCUACUCACCCCAUCCGUCUCGGCUUGGCCCUUAACUUCUCUGUCUUCUACUACGAGAUUCUCAACUCUCCCGACCAGGCUUGCCACCUCGCCAAGCUUGCUUUCGACGAUGCUAUUGCCGAGCUUGACACCCUGAGCGAAGAGAGCUACAAGGACUCCACUCUUAUUAUGCAGCUUCUCAGGGAUAACCUGACUCUCUGGACCUCCUCUGAGGCCGAACCCGCUGCAGAGAAUGCCCCCGCCGAAAAGAAGGAGGAAGCCCCCGCCGCUGAGGGCGAGGAGAAGCCCGCUGAAUAAAGAAAACAUGGUGGUCGCGUGCCGGUCAUGGAUGCUAGACCAAUCAUUGGAAACCGGGCUAGGCUGUCCGUGGAAAGUGUUGAGGGACUUUACUGAAGGUCUUGAGGAACGAAGGGAGAUGUACGGUCACAAUUCCAUCGGCGUGCGUGUUUAACAUGAAGCUUUGGGACAUGGCCGGUCGCGGUGCUUCUUUCGCUUCCUUGCGCUUCAAUGGCCCUUUUCUUCCUACGAUGACAGCAUGGCUGGUGGAUCGGUUGUCUCCAUCCGCGGCACGUCGAUUCAUAUAUUCCGUUGGUCGCUUUUAAUUUACAUUUUGCCUAUUACCUCGUCUCAAAGAAUACCUUUCCCUUACCACCCUCCCCCAUCGGAUCGCUUCCCAUUCCCAAGCCUUGACUAUGUUAUGAAAUUUGUCUUGGUCCUACCUCUUUUGUGCCACCUGGCGUUUGUUGUCGCCUUAGCUCGAGUUUAGAUCUCAGUCCGACAGUGGCUUAAAGAAAGUUGAAAUUCA